AUGGAACCCACUUUGCCUCACAAACUCCUCCUUUUCGCGCUCGUCGGCUUCCUCGCCAUCACCGCAUCCACCGCGAGAAUCCACUCUGCGAACUUCGAUGCCUAUUACAGCGACCACUGCGGUCACGUGGUCCCUCAACAACCCUCGAUCGCCUCCGAAUCGGCUAGCUCCUACGCCAAAUUCCUCCAAUUCCACGGUGGGUUCUUCUCGGUCAAUGGCCGGAGGGCGGAGUCCGGCCAGGAUUUGCGGAGGACGGUGUCGUUCACUCCCAUGAUGAUGUACAAGACCAAGUCGGAGGACGUGAUCAAUCUGCAAGGGACAUUGGUGUUCGCGGACCCCAAUGUGAAUGCGAUCUUUGAGAAUCCGAAGAACCGGAGAUUGCGCGAAUUUCACGUCCGCGGGCCAAGAAUCCCCGUCAGGCGGGGUACGGUGAAGUUCAGGCUUAAUGGGUACUGGUCUCAAUCUUCAGGUAAGCUUUGCAUGGUUGGAUCUAGCGUGUUUUCUUCGAACCGUAGUUUUGAUGCCGUUUUCAAGCUGAAUUAUCCGCUGAAAUUGAUUAUUAACAGUAGUUUUGUUAGUGGGGUUUUGGAGAGCUUGGGCGGUGGUGAUGGUGCUGGUGGUGUAGAUCAUUUUGGGACUGUUUCUGUACUGGCUUUGAGUAGUAAAAGUGCUGAUUAUCAGUACAGUUUGAUUGAGAAGGAGGGAGGGAACGGGUCUUUUGGUAAAUUUGAUGAUGGUGGUGGAGAUAAUUUGUUUAGUGAGAAACUAGAGCCAGGUAUGUGCUCAGCCUUGAAGCGGAAUUCUGCCUUUGACUUGGAAUACGGGAGUGUUUGUGACGGUGGUUACUGCAAUCCUCUUGGCACAGAUGUCGGGUUCUUACCCAAGGCCAUGCGCUUCACGACGAUUCGAUGUUCGGAUCAGGGUAAGAUGCAAUUGUUAAUGAAGUUUCAAAAUGUCACCAAUGUCUAUUAUGGCUACUAUGCUUUCGAUCCUAGUACUACCCUAAUCGGUGAAGGAGAAUGGAAUUCGAAGGCCAAUCGGUGGUGUGCUGUUGCUUGCCGAAUCUUGAACUUUUCGGUGUCUUUGACUGAUGCUUUUGCGGGAGAUUGCUCGAUAAAGUUGUGCUGGAGAUUCCCUGCCACUUUUUCUGUCAUCAACAGGUAUCCAAUUGUAGGACAAAUGCGGAGCAAUAGAACUGUAAAGGAUUUCGGUUAUUUUGAUAAGAUCAAAUUCUGGGGUUACAAUGAUGCGUUAGCAGGUGUCAAAUACGAGUACGGAGUGAUGGGGAGUGUUAGGAAACCUUGUGAGAUAAAGACUGGGAAGCAUAAGGGAAAGAGAUAUCCAAAUUCGUACUCAUCGGAUAUGAAAUUUGAUCUGUCAAUCAAGAAUAAGAAGGGGCAGAUAGCGCUUGGUUAUUCUUCUCCACUAUUUGUGGGUGAUAAACGUUUCAAUUCACCCUUUCAUCUUUACGACGACAGAUAUGUGCCUAAAGUAAUUCCAACAGAGAAUGCAGUUCAGCUAGACAGCAGCGACAGUCCCUUGCAGAACAUCAGCUACACGAUCCGCUUCACCCCUCCAGUUAUUUUUGAGCUGGGUGGUGAAAAUCUUUCAUCCAAAGCAGUUGAUAUUUUCGCAGAAGGAACAUAUAAUAGAGAAACUGGUCUCUUGUGCAUGAUGGGCUGUCGCUACGUCGCACAAAGUGGGGCGGAAGUGUAUAGGAAUGGCUCUAUGGACUGUGACAUUCAGAUCAAUAUCCAGUUCCAUCCAUUGACUGGGAAAGCAAUGGAGAAGAUCAAGGGGACUAUCGAAAGCACUCGAGUGAGAUCAGAUCCUCUUUACUUUGAUACACUAGAGCUGGCUUCAAGUACAAUAUAUGUUGAACAAGCCAAUGAGUCCAUUUGGAGGAUGGACUUAGAGAUCGUGAUGGUUCUUGUUUCUAAUACUCUUGCAUGUGUUCUUGUGGGCUUACAGCUUUUCCAUGUGAAAAAGCAACCAGAGGUGCUUCCUUUUAUUUCCAUCACAAUGCUGGCUGUUCUUACUCUGGGACAUAUGAUUCCUCUCCUGCUAAACUUUGAAGCACUUGUAACAAACCAUAAUAGGCAGAGCGUUUUUCUCGGGAGUGGUGGGUGGCUUGAAGUCAAUGAAGUAAUUGUAAGGGUGGUUACUAUGGUAGCUUUCCUUUUGGAGCUUUAUCUUCUCCACAUGACUUGGUCCGCAAGACAUGGUCAUGACAGCCCAAAGGGCUUGUGGGUGUCUGAGAAAAAGGUCAUCUUUGUAUCUCUACCGAUGUAUAUCAGUGGUGUGUUGACAGCUUGGUUUGUUCACCAAUGGAGAAAUUCUCACAGAAGUCCUUUUCUAAGGCAAGGUCGUCUCGGUUAUAUGCUGCCUGCGAGUCAGCUUGCAAGGUAUCAGCAAGUUUCUUUUUGGGGGGACCUUAAAUCUUAUGCGGGCUUAAUCCUGGACGGUUUUCUAUUCCCCCAGCUCCUAUUCAACUUAUUCUUCGAUCAUUCUGUGGAAGCAUUAUCUCGUUCUUACUAUAUUGGGACCACCGUAGUCCGUUUAGUACCCCAUGCUUAUGAUCUUUACAGGGCUCACAGUUCUACCUGGAACCUUGAUAUGUCGUAUAUAUACGCAAACCAUAGAAUGGAUUUUUAUUCCACUGCUUGGGACAUCAUCAUUCCUUUCGGUGGUUUGGUGUUUGCUGUUUUCAUCUACCUACAGCAGCGAUUUGGAGGCCGGUGUAUUCUUCCCAAGAGGUUUAGAGCGACUCCUGUAUAUGAGAAAGUGCCCACAGUAGGCACUAUUGAGUUAUGA
Rhodamnia argentea is the source of this 2814-nucleotide messenger RNA. RefSeq lists its product as uncharacterized. The transcript has a single exon. The record is from RefSeq and is a predicted model, not a curated record. Gene Ontology annotation, cellular component: intracellular membrane-bounded organelle. Bases 1 to 2814 code for a protein of 937 amino acids. Lineage: Eukaryota; Viridiplantae; Streptophyta; Magnoliopsida; Myrtales; Myrtaceae.